This is a messenger RNA of Funneliformis geosporum, 417 nucleotides long. The record is from the annotation of a GenBank genome assembly. Lineage: Eukaryota; Fungi; Glomeromycota; Glomeromycetes; Glomerales; Glomeraceae.
AUGAUCCUGACCUCAAAUGUAGAACUAAAUAGCGUUCCUUUUAAUUUCGAUUGUGAUUGGUUAAAAUAUUAUGUUGGAUGGAAUAAUGACAAGAAACAUGAAUUAGAUUAUGAAGAAUUUACUCAAUUUGAAUUACAAAUAAAAGUUGAUACUAAUCGUUGUAAUAAGAAACAGAUUAGGGAUCUGAAACAAGAGAUAGUAGAGCUAAAAUCUGAAAUCUCUAUCCUAAAAAGUCAGCUAUAUCACGCUAGAAAAGAUGUGCGAGAUAAGGGAAAAUAUAUUUCUAGUUUAGAAGAGCGAUUAUACUUGCAAAAUCAAGGUAUAGAUCCAGCAGAUAAUACGGGAGUUCCAGUAGCAGGAAGAGAUCAGGCAAUAGAAUAUUUAAGAGAUUGUAUGACAGGAAGAACUUUAGAAUAG